ACUACGCAUUAUUAUAUCUAUAGAGAGUCGGCAGUAUACCUACACGAUAUAGACUGUGUGCGUGCGUGUAUACGUGCAGUGCACGCCUCGAGCCCGUGUGUCGUUGUAAACUGCAUCAGCGUUCAGCAACAAUAGUUGUGCAGCCGCGGAGAGGCAGUAGCGUAGCGCGAGCAUAGGCGAGAGCACUUACAACAGCGGCGCAGCACGCACACACACACACACACAUACACGCACACGGAAUCGCGUCGCAGUGCGAGGAGUGAGGAGUCCGAGGACCGCACCGUUGAGCGCUGCCUGCAGUCGCUUACACGAGGCAUCGACACACGGCCAAAGAUCGUUGCAACAACAACAAUUGGGAAGAUUCGAGCACGUCUUCUACGCGUUUUUUGCUGAGCGCCCGUGAUCGGUGCUGCUGCUGUCGCUGUCUCGACUCGCUCCCGAGACUCUCGAUAGUGAAGCUGUCUCUGUGUUCGCGUGUAUCUUUGUGAAUGUGCUAUACAUACGUUCGUGAGUGCGUGCGUGCGUGUUUGUGACUCAGUCACACGGAUCUCGCGUAUUAUAUACUACCUGCGUCAUUGUGUACGUGUGUAAAGGUACGAUCUUUCUCUCGGCUCGGCCGUGUUUCAGCCGUCGAGAGAGAUAGAGUCACGAAUGUGUGUUCAAGAACCAGAGUAAACAUUGCGCCUUAUACACUAAUACAGCGAGGGACAGCCUGCCCAAGUCGUGGACGUUGUAUAUCGAAAGCCCGUCGUCCGUCGUCGAUUGCCGCUGCUGCUGCUGCUACUACUGAUGCUGCAUACUCCAUAGUAUACCGAUGUAUAUAUAUUAUACGCAUAUAAAUAUAUAUACGAAAUAACGCCUGUGUGUUCGCACAAUCACAGACUCACUGAAAAACUCGAGUCGAGGAAAAAAAAGGAGGUUAGAAUAUGGAAGCGAUCGCGAAACACGAUUUCACUGCUACGGCCGAAGACGAGCUGAGUUUUCGUCGAAGCCAAGUACUCAAGAUUCUGAAUAUGGAAGAUGAUAUGAACUGGUUUAGAGCUGAAUUAGACUCACGAGAAGGCCUAAUACCCAGCAACUAUAUCGAAAUGAAAAAUCACGAUUGGUACUACGGCAGAAUAACACGAGCCGAUGCUGAAAGACUGCUUAUGAACAAGCACGAAGGAGCUUUUCUCAUUCGAAUAAGUGAGAGUUCGCCCGGUGAUUUUUCACUCUCUGUCAAGUGCUCGGACGGUGUGCAGCAUUUCAAAGUUCUGAGAGACGCUCAAGGAAAGUUUUUCCUUUGGGUUGUGAAAUUCAGCAGCCUCAAUGAGCUCGUUGAAUAUCAUCGCACUGCGUCGGUAUCUCGCUCACAAGACGUCAAAUUACGCGAUAUGGUACCUGAAGAAUGCCUCGUGCAAGCCUUGUACGAUUUCACACCUCAAGAACCAGGGGAGCUCGAAUUCAGAAGAGGCGAUGUAAUUACCGUGACAGACCGUACGGAUCAACAUUGGUGGCAUGGUGAAAUUGGUAAUCGACGCGGUCUCUUUCCUUCUACCUAUGUGACGCCUUAUCACUCCUAGACCCCAAUUCUAACUCUUUAUCAGUGUAUAAAAGGAAUUGACAACAGUCUGAAGUAUACUGACGCAGCUUUGACGAUCUAUAAGAUUUGUUUGGCAGCCCAAUUGACGUAUGGUAUUUUUCAAAAGCCGCUUACCGACUGGUCAAACAAAAUGUAUUGCUGGUCGCGUGGACAUUGUCGUGACUUUUGUUACGGAUUAGUGCGCGCUUGUGAAUUGAAUAUAUACCAGCCAGCAUACUCAAUUCUCCACAUACUACGAAAAAAUAAUUGAGAAACAACACCAUGAUUAACGAUAAUAUAGAACAUAAAUAAAUUUAUCAUCGCGCAUAUAUUAUUGAAUUAUACGAAGAUAUUGUUCCCUACUGUUUUAUAUGUUCUAUUUCGUUCUUCAUGCUGUUACGUCAUAACGCACAAUAUUGCCGUUUAUCAUAUAUGUAUAGGUUGUUUUUUACGUAUACUUAUAUUUAUAUGCUUUUGCGAACCUUUUGCGUUUUAAGGUGAAAUAUGCAUAUAUAUAAUUGUAUUAGGAUAGAAAACGCUCUUGAAUACGAAGAAAAUAUGACAGGAGUUCAAGGUUGUGUAUUAUUUCGAUGAUUUUUAUUAUUUGAAUUUUUAUUGCUGAUAGUGGAUGCUAUUACGUCUACUAUUAGUUUUAAAGAAUCGAAUUAAGUAUAAAAUUUUGAUAGCACAAGCGAAAUCUUUUGCUAUUUUUGUAAACAUUUAACGUUCAUGAAAACGUUCUUAAUGCUAUUUUAAGUGGAAAUGCUUCUAAGUCAUGAAGAUUUUUAUUAUUGAAAAAAAUUUGUAAGCGGCAUUUUGAUUAUUUUACGGUCUUGUAAUGUCUGAGUGAUUCAACGUGAUGACAUUGGUAUUUUGACUUGAUUAAAAAUAAUUGUCUCAAAUCAAAAAUUGUUGGCCAAGUUAUUUGAUCAUUUUCUAUAAUUUUUUCAUAAGUAACGACUGUCAGAGCGAAAGUUGAUAAUAGUGAUACUGAAAUAUGCUUGUGAGAAUGAUUCUCAAGAGAUUUUUUUACUUUGAAGUUUCUCUUGGUAUUUGUGUCAUGAAACUUUACAAACAUUUUUGAAUGAACAAAAAGUGUCUUUUGUUUAAUUAAUUAUAAUUACUUGAAGUCAGCUUCUAUUGCGAGAUCACAUUGAUCGACCAACGAAAUAACUUAGAUGUAGUGUAUUCAAUAUAUAUUUAUACGUUCAGUUACUGAAAGUGCAAUAAAUCUUCCAGCAUACACAAUUAUUCUUCCGAAUGCAACUAUGUCGAGCCUUAAUGUAAGUAAUCAUUUUGUCAAUAAAAGUGGUUCAUAGUAGCUUCGGAAAAACGAAUAUAUAACUAUGUAAGCAAUCGAGUGCUCAUUUUUUGAAGCAGUGAUUGAAAAACCAGAUUGAUGAAACAGUAUGUAAAUUAAGAUAAUUACAUUAAUAAAAGCUGAAAACAUUUAUUAAUGUAAACCGAAAAAUCAAGACAAACGUAUUUUCAAGACAUAAAAUUUCUUCCUUAGGAAGAAAUUGAUGGCGAAUGAAAAAAUCAUUAAAAAAAAUAUUAUUUAACAAUUUUUAGAUUAGAAGCAUAUUACAUAUGAUUAUUGAUAAGACUAGCAUUGUCUCAAUUUAAUUAUUAAUAUAUAACGCGCUAUUAUACAUACUUACAUGAAAGCUUUUAUGUGUAUGUAUUUUGUGCAUAUCAGCGAUAUUUUAACUUUAUAUUUCAUUAAUUCGAGGUUGAAAAAAUUUUUUACGACAAAAUAUGAUAUGUCAAAGGAUUUUUAUGAUAAACAAUAGUUUACUAAGACUUUCCCGAGAAUCGUACACUAUUUUCCUCUGAUUACAAAUAAUUUUACUGUCAUAAUGAUUUUAAGAUUGAAAACGCACAUUGCUUUUUCUUUUUUAAAUGUACAGUUUCGCGAUCGUUUUUUUUUCUUAAGUAUUGUUGAAAUUCGAAAUUAUCAAACUUAUGCUGAUGACAACGUUACAUUGUACUAGAUCUCAGGUGGCAAUUUAUUAAGUUUAGUUUUAAUCUCUACGUGCUAUAAUCUUUUUCUUUUUAAAUUUUUAUGAUUUCAUAUCACGGUAUCGUCUUCAUAAUAAUCAUUAUAAGCUAUUUUAAUUAGUGUUUUACAUCAGUAAUGCACCUCUUAUUUUGAAAGAAAGUGACUUUAAACAAAAAUUAUCAUCUUAAAGGGAUGAAAAUGAUCUUUAUUAUUGUUUGGCGAUUAUCAAGAAAUCUGAAUAAAUGAGAACUGUUAUGAUUCAUGUAAAAAAUUGUAGUUAAAAACACGAUAGUUCGUCAAAAAUAUACAUAAAAUCAACUGAAA
Molecule: messenger RNA, 3887 nt
Organism: Trichogramma pretiosum
Lineage: Eukaryota; Metazoa; Arthropoda; Insecta; Hymenoptera; Trichogrammatidae
Gene: drk
Product: protein enhancer of sevenless 2B
Exons: 6
Coding region: 927-1562 (211 amino acids)
Molecular function (GO): protein binding
Source: RefSeq, a predicted model, not a curated record